Messenger RNA from Lampris incognitus (smalleye Pacific opah), 1911 nucleotides. RefSeq names its product solute carrier family 2 member 3a (gene slc2a3a). Gene Ontology annotation, cellular component: apical plasma membrane; basolateral plasma membrane. The coding region runs from base 352 to 1911 and encodes 519 amino acids. Gene Ontology annotation, biological process: response to insulin; monosaccharide transmembrane transport. The record is from RefSeq and is a predicted model, not a curated record. The transcript is spliced from 11 exons. NCBI's taxonomy places the organism in Eukaryota, Metazoa, Chordata, Actinopteri, Lampriformes, Lampridae. Gene Ontology annotation, molecular function: hexose transmembrane transporter activity.
GUCCCCGGGCUCGCGCAGCAUCCUAGACCGUGCUAGGCGGAUGGGAGGAUGGGUGGAGGACACGCCGUAGGCUGCUCGGCAAAGUGAAACGUGCGGUUUCCCUCGCGGUCCGCAUAUCCGGCGCGAGCGCGGAGCGUGCGCGAGUAUCGGCUUUGCUGCGCAGGUGCCAGCACGGGGGGGUCCGGGAGACCGGGAUUCGGACUCUUACCAAAACCGGGUCGUCUCCGCACCAGCUGCUGAAGAUAGCCGGGCGGGUUCUGCGAGCUGUCGGCCACCUGAGGCGCUCCCCUUGGGUCCUCUCUCUUCUCUUCUGGGCAACUUUUCCUCAGCCGGCGACCCAGUUCUGACAACAUGGAGGGCCAGGAUAAGCAGGUGACAGGCUACCUCCUGUUCUCCUUGUCCACGGCGGUGAUCGGCUCGCUGCAGUUCGGUUACAACACGGGAGUGAUCAACGCUCCUGAGGAGAAACUGCGCUCUUUCUUCAACGACACCUGGAUGGAGCGUUACGGCGAGCCCAUCGACGCGGACGUGUGCACCGUCGUGUGGAGCUUCGCCGUGGCCAUCUUCAGUGUGGGCGGGAUGGUGGGCUCCUUUAGCGUCGGCGUCAUGGCCAACCGGUUCGGACGACGUCGCUCCAUGUUCCUGGUGAACAUCCUGGCUGUGAUUGGUGGCCUCCUUAUGGGCUUCUCCACAAUCUGCUCCUCAUAUGAGAUGGUGAUCGCUGGGCGUCUGGUCAUCGGUCUGUUCUGCGGCCUCUUCACCGGCCUGACGCCCAUGUACGUGGGCGAGGUGUCUCCCACCCCGCUCCGUGGAGCCUUUGGCACCCUGCACCAGCUGGGUGUGGUGCUGGGCAUCCUCAUCGCACAGAUCUUUGGUCUGGAGUAUCUGCUGGGCUCAGAAAAGCUGUGGCCCCUGCUGCUGUCUCUGACUGUGGCCCCCGCUGUGCUGCAGUGCAUCCUGCUGCCCUUCUGCCCCGAGAGCCCCCGCUUCCUGCUCAUCAACCUCAACCAGGAAGAGCAGGCACGCAAAGCCCUGGUGCGUCUGCGGGGCAGCGAGGACGUGAGUAAAGACAUGCAGGAGAUGAAGGAGGAGAGCGCCAAAAUGGCGGAGGAGAAGAGGGUCACCAUCCCUGAGCUGUUCCGCUCCGCCACCUACCGCCAGCCGCUCCUCAUCGCCGUCAUGCUGCAGCUCUCUCAGCAGCUGUCUGGGAUCAAUGCUGUCUUCUACUAUUCUACUGGUAUUUUUAAAUCAGCUGGUGUCAAGCAGCCCAUUUACCCCACCAUUGGAGCUGGACUUGUCAACACCGUCUUUACUAUUGUAUCUCUCUUCCUGGUGGAGAAGGCGGGCCGUAGGACUCUACACCUGCUGGGACUGGUUGGGAUGGCUUUCAGUGCUGUGCUGAUGACCAUCUCCCUUCUGUUGAAGGAGAAUUCGGUCAUGAGCUACGUGGCCAUUUGUGCGGUGAUGAUGUUUGUGGCGAUGUUUGAGAUUGGCCCUGGUCCGAUCCCCUGGUUCAUUGUGGCAGAGCUGUUCUCUCAGGGGCCCCGGCCGGCGGCCAUGGCCGUGGCCGGCUGUUCCAACUGGACGGCCAACUUCCUGGUUGGAAUCAGCUUCCCCAAACUAGAGAAACUGUGCGGCCCCUGGGUCUUCCUCAUCUUCACUGGCUUCCUGCUCAUCUUCAUAAUCUUCACCUUCUUCAAAGUGCCAGAGACCAGGGGCAAGACGUUCGACGAGAUCGCCCGCUGCUUCAGCGGGGACCCGCCUCCCAUCUCUCAUUUCUCUGUGGAGGCCCCUCCUGCCGCCGCCGGACCCAGUGCCGCGACGACGGCCCCGGCCUCACCGGUGAAGGAGAAGGUCCCGCUGUUCGAGGCCCACACGACAGCCCCACCUCCGCAGCAGGAGAGUCUGUAG